Messenger RNA from Cylicocyclus nassatus, 1720 nucleotides. NCBI's taxonomy places the organism in Eukaryota, Metazoa, Nematoda, Chromadorea, Rhabditida, Strongylidae. The record is from the annotation of a GenBank genome assembly.
AAUCGAUCCCUUUCUCUAAUGCUUUGUUCCCUACUACUGUUUUCGCUUCUCAAAAGACUCAUUCUGGGUAUUUUCAACGAAUCAGCCAAUUUAGAAGAUUAGAGCGCUGCUGCUCGAAAGCGUUGCCUUUAGAUAGGAACGAAGUAAAUUAAGCGCACGUCUAAUUGACUUCAACGCUUCAGUGAUGCUUGCGGCGAUCCGACGACUUCCACAAUCUGCUGCUCCGUGGAUAUCCAUUUGUCGACUUAGCACUUCUGCCAACAAUGCGGAAACGUUCUACUAUAAAGAUCUACAGAUCAAAGAAGCCUCACCUGGACAGCGAAAACCACUGCCGAAGAAGGAUCAACCACUCGGAUUUGGGGUAAUAUUUUCCGAUCAUAUGCUAGAAGUAGACUAUGAGCGUGGCAAAGGAUGGACAAAACCAGUCAUACAUCCAUACCGCAACUUUUCACUUGAUCCUGCAGCGAAGGUGCUACACUAUGCUUGUGAGCUAUUCGAAGGGCUAAAAGCGUACCGUGGCGCUGACAAUCGUAUUCGCAUGUUUCGUCCAGAGCUAAACAUGGCCAGGAUGAGAAGGUCUGCCAAGCGAAGCACGCUACCAGAUUUCGAUGGAAACGAACUAUUAGAAUGCAUAAAAGAACUGAUACGCAUCGAUAAGGAAUGGGUUCCACGACAGAAAGGAGCUUCACUUUAUAUCCGACCAACAAUUAUUGGAACUGAACCUAUGCUUGGUGUGCAUGUUUCCAGUACAGCAAAACUGUUCGUCAUUAUUGGUCCAGCCGGAGCAUACUUUGAUACGUUUGAUCCGGUUACCCUAUUAGCUGAUCCGAGAUACGUUCGAGCGGCCAAAGGAGGUGUUGGAGAAUACAAGAUGGGAUGUAACUACGCUCCGACGCUGAUGCUUGGCGGAGUAGCAAAAGAAAAAGGAUGCCACCAAGUUUUAUGGCUUGCAGGACCGGAGCACUACGUCACCGAAGUUGGAGCUAUGAACUUCUUUAUGUAUUGGAAAAAUGAGCAAGGAGAGGACGAACUGAUCACUGCCUCACUCGAGUCAGGUAUAAUUCUACCCGGAGUGACACGCCAGUCAAUAUUGGAACUUGCAAGAGAGAUGGGUGGCUUCAAAGUGACGGAGCGCGAUUUCACUAUGGACGAAGUACGAAAAGCUGUGAAAGAGAAACGAGUGUAUGAGAUGUUCGGUACCGGAACAGCCGCUGUUGUGACACCAGUCGAUAAGAUUGUCUUUCAAGCUGAAGGGAUAGAAGACAGGCUGGAAGUCCCGGUGAAGGAUGAUGAGAAUUCGCUGAUGCAGAGGUUGUUCAAGACAAUCACGGACAUACAAUUUGGGCGAGCAAAACGUGCGGGCUGGACGGUCGACGUUUGCUAGAUACAUAAAUUAUGAUCAAGACCUGAGAAGCAGUCACGCUAGAUAGCUUAGUUUAGCAGAUUAUAUGAUAGUCGUAUUUACUCCACUUCAGUAAUGCUAGGAUGUAUCACGCCUGAUCAUUCGGUUCCAAAUUGAUGUUGUGAAUGCUUUAGUCUAUUAUGUCAGCGUAGACGUAGGCAUUUGCUAGCGCUUAGCAUCUAGUUCGGAUCUCUUUCAGUGGUGGAGCAAGUGUGAGCUGACUGCUAAAAUUCUGCCAGAUCUUGUGAACAUAGUCAGAUGCUAUAUCGCCAAUAGAUAUUACGCUCUCCAACUCUUGAAAAUCAUAUGAUAUUAUGG